ACUUUUACGAACACGAAUAUACAAGGUCAUUUGUUUUUAUCAGUGAACACACUAUUUAUAGUAUAACGAUAUUAAAGAUAGUGUAUGGUUUUCCAACGGCAGUUAACUUAGGUGAGCUAUUUUUUUUUAAUGAAAGGAUAUAUUGGUGAGAGCACAGGGAUAAGUGACAUGGUAGUAGGAAAGCCUUGCAAUGAAGAGAUGAAGCAUUUCUGUUGAAAGGUAUUCGUCCGAAUUGCAGAUGAGCAUGAGUGUGUCGGAGUUUCGCCACCAGUUUAACACGUGGGAGGUUUAUCCACGCGUGUACCACUUUCAGAAAAGAUACAAAGAUGUUUACAACAGGUUUUGCAAUAUAACGGGUAAAGGACCAUAUUCGUUCAUUUUCAAGAAAUCGGAUUUGUUUGACGACUUAACCAGCUUCAAAAGUAUGCUGGAAAAACCACUACAGAUAUACGUCAUUGGCCGAGAAAAUCUUGACAAAGAUGAUUUAGUUGUAACGUCCGAACCACUUCAGCGUGCAAAGGGUGCUGCCUUGUUUCCACAGCAAGAAAAAUCAAAAAUGAUGGUCGAAGACUACGGAAUAACUCUUGUUGUAGCACACGUGCAGAUAAAAGAUAUUAAAAAGAAUGGAAAGAAGGAAGUUCUAAACUCGAUUCGACACUUUACGUCCAAUCUUUGGAAAACAACACCAGUAUCUGUCGACUCAUUGCUCAUCGUAUGUCACACAAGUAUGAUAUACAAAGCUGCGGCGUUGGAAGACUUCCGUCUGGACGUUCAAGAGGAAUUGGAGAAGACCUGUGGACUAAGCCUUACAGCCGACCAUUUCAUUUUCGCAGCGAACAGCGAAAUGGUCAGUACGAAAAUCUCAGAAAAAAUAGAAACACGAAUCAUUGAGAAAUUCUACACGAUGAAAGAACAUUUGCAAAACUUCGUUAGAAAUAGAAGUAACUUUAAGAUGGAGAAAAUUGACGUUGUAGAGACAGAACAACUAAUAAGUGCAAUACAGGGUUUUUUGAAAAACGGCUUAGGAUUUGUUGAUAUAUUAGAAGACAGUCAAGAUAUGGGCGAACGAUUUGAAGAAGUAGUUCUACGUCAUCUUAUGUGCAUUAUAAGAUGCGCUGUCCUGGAUCCACUGUCAUUAAAGUUUAACUUAACACAAGACACAUGUAAUCAGAUUGCUCAUCAAGUUAAAUUGGAAGAUAGAAUGAAAAGGAGUGUUUCCAAAAACACUCGAUACCACUUGAGUAAGCUACAGCACCCCUGCGAAGAAAUGCGUAAGGCGAUGAAGGAGAACAACAAAUGGUAUAGGUUUCCGGGAAGAAAUUUCAUGUUUAUCGCAUAUCCAUUGCGGGACGACAUUCGACAGAACAUUUUACAGUUGGAAGAGGAUCUUGGAGUUUUGCGACGUACCGUGACUGUGAUGAAGAAGAUGAUCUUUGAAAUUAACGGGAACAUCAAGCAAUCCAUUAUCGAAGAUGAAGUUUUGAAAAAGCCUAAACGGAACAAAGCUUUAACCGAUGAAUUAAGGAAAAGAAUAUUGUCAAUUGAUGGUGUUUAUGGAACUGGAAUAAUAUAUGGCGAGUGGGAAAUUCAUGUACAAAACGAAAACGCUAAAAUAUCUGUACAGGAGCUUAUGACGCACUUCAAAGUCAGACAUCCAAUUCGUGUUAGGAACGUACUUAAGGAGCCAAAGGACCUAGCAGGUGGUCAGGUGGAACAUGGUGGAGUAUUAGAGAGUGAGUGCCCUGGUGGUACAUUUCGAUCAGGUACGUUGGGUACAUUUGCAGACAGCCAUAACGACGACCUUUACGCCUUGACAUGCGGUCACGUGGUUUAUGCUGAUGAUGAUAGGGAGCAUAAUAUUUACAUAAGGAACACUUCCAACGAAAGGCAGCUGUUUGCUAAAAGCAAUCCAUCUUUGACUGUACGCUGUGGUAACCAACAACGCGCGUUAAUUGAUAUUGCAGCAGUAAAAGUAAUUGAUCCUGUCCGACCGAACUGCACAAAGUUUCUUAAGGAUGCCGACGGAAUGCUGAAAAGUGCGGUACUAGUGACGGAAAAUAUUAUUGGUUUAAAUGCGCCAUACAUUUUUAAACAUGGUGCGGCUUCAAAUUUAACAGAGGGUCUUGUCUGCUCUGAAGACUAUUCAAUCGCAGCUGGGUUGGACGGCUAUAUAGUCCUUAUAGCUUCCCCUCCAGGGUGUGCUGAUGAUGAGACAUAUGCGAAACCCGGAGACAGUGGCUCCGUGAACUGCAUGCCCGAUGUCGAUAAAAAUAAAACAGUUAAGGUUGUGUCGAUGCUAAGUGGUGGGGGUUUAGAAUUGGAUGAGUUUGAUGAGCAACUGUAUUUCUCGUUCCAGCUAAGUGUGGGCCUAGACACUUUAAGAGACAGGGAUGGUGGGAUAGAAUUAAACCUUCCGUCUACACAUAGUGAUAGACCAAUGUUUUGAAUUUAAUUUGAUUAACAAGUUAUGAAGCAAUGAUGCAAUGCUAUGCUUGAAAAUGGAAACUACAUGCUAUUACGAAAAAUGGUGGAAAGAGUGUUGAAUUUAAGAGUUUCUAACACUUGGUAAAUUCUUAAACUAUAGUAACUGUAACAGUCUUUAUGAUAACGAAACCUUCGACUUUGGCUACAUUUUGACACCUGGUGACGCCUUUGAAUAAACAAAACUAACGUAAUGAAUUAAGAAAUAAAUUUAAUUAAGUAACAAAAAUGGA
Messenger RNA from Mercenaria mercenaria, 2714 nucleotides. RefSeq lists its product as uncharacterized. The record is from RefSeq and is a predicted model, not a curated record. Bases 239 to 2446 code for a protein of 735 amino acids. The transcript is spliced from 5 exons. Lineage: Eukaryota; Metazoa; Mollusca; Bivalvia; Venerida; Veneridae.